AUGGACGAGUUUAGUGGCUCCGUCAGAGAGGAUGAGACAGAGAGGCCGAGGCGAGAGAUCCACCUGCCGUCAGGUAACAGAGAUGAGGAGGAAGGGGCCAGCUGGUCCACAACAGAGGGACAGAGUCAGACCACGGAUGAGAGAGAGACCGAGCGUCAAAGUGUAGCGGGAGGGGCUUGCUGCCCAGUCGGACACUUGUCGUUUCCUUUCUCUCAGCCACCUGGUGGCCCAGGCCCGGCCCAGCUGAGCCCGUCAUUGGCAGCCAUGAGCCUCCAGUCCAGCACCCCCGAGGCCCUGAGAGUGGUCAACCUGCUGCAGGAGAGGAACCUGCUGCCGCCCACCCCGAUCCCAGCCCCAACACCCUGCCUUCCCCAAGACCUGCAGAAGAUAAACUGCCACCCGGAGGUUUUCCGUUCCACACUGACCAGCAUCCCUCAGACUCAGUCUCUGCUCAACAAGGCCAAGAUGCCGCUAGGCCUGCUGCUCCACCCCUUCAAAGACCUCUCGCAACUUCCUGUGGUGACAUCCAGCACCAUUGUCAGGUGUCGGUCCUGCAGAACCUACAUCAACCCCUUUGUGUCUUUCCUGGACCAGAGAAGGUGGAAGUGCAACCUGUGCUAUCGGGUCAACGACGUUCCAGAAGAGUUUAUGUACAACCCAGUCAGCAGAUCAUACGGAGAGCCACACAAACGACCUGAGGUCCAGAACGCCACCAUUGAGUUCAUUGCACCUUCAGAAUACAUGCUGAGGCCACCACAGCCGGCCGUUUACCUCUUCGUUCUGGACGUAUCCCACAAUGCAGUGGAGACGGGCUACCUGAAUGUCUUCUGUGAAUCACUGCUGGAAAACAUCAAUGCGCUUCGUGGAGACUCAAGGACAAAGGUGGGCUUCAUCACCUUCGACAGCACCAUCCACUUCUACAACCUCCAGGAGGGACUUUCUCAGCCUCAGAUGCUCAUCGUGUCUGACAUUGAAGAUAUCUUUUUACCAACACCAGACAGCCUUCUAGUAAACCUCAAUGAAUGCAAAGAGCUAGUGCAGGAUCUGUUGAAGAGCCUGCCAAGUUUAUUUGAGAAGACGAUGGAGACCCAGUCUGCCCUGGGUUCAGCUCUGCAGGCAGCCUUCAAGCUGUUGUCGCCCACUGGAGGACGCAUGUCUGUCUUUCAGACCCAGCUGCCCAACCUCGGUGUGGGGGCGCUGCAGUCCAGAGAGGACCCCAACCAGCGGGCAUCUGCCAAGGACAUCCAGCACUUAUCUCCAGCAACAGACUUCUACAAGAAGCUGGCUCUGGACUGCUCAGGCCAGCAGGUGGCCGUUGACCUGUUCCUGCUCAGCGCUCAAUACUGUGACUUGGCAUCGCUCGGUUGCAUAUCCAGAUACUCGGCAGGGAGCGUUUACUACUACCCCUCCUACCACCACCAGCACAACCCAGCUCAGGUGGAGCGCUUCCAGAAGGAUCUGAAGAGAUAUUUAACCAGGAAGAUUGGCUUUGAGGCUGUCAUGAGGAUACGCUGCACCAAAGGUCUGUCCAUCCACACGUUCCACGGAAACUUCUUUGUCCGCUCCACAGAUCUGUUGUCCCUCCCCAAUGUCAACCCAGACGCUGGCUUUGCAGUUCAAAUGUCCAUCGAGGAAAACCUGGACGACAUGCAGGUCGUCUCUUUCCAGGCUGCUCUUCUCUACACCUCCAGCAAAGGAGAGAGGAGGAUUCGUGUGCACACUUUGUGUCUCCCUGUGGUCAAUUCUCUGUCAGAUGUCUUUUCUGGGGCUGAUGUUCAAGCCAUCACUGGACUGUUGGCUUGUAUGGCUGUGGACCGUUCAGUGACGGCCAGUUUGAGUGAUGCCAGAGAUGCGAUGACCAAUGCUGCCAUCGACUCGCUGACAUCUUAUCGGCAGUCUGUGCUUACCAUCCAGCAGCCCGGCCUGCUGGCUCCAGCCUGCCUCAGACUCUUCCCGCUCUUCAUCCUCGCUCUGCUCAAACAGAAAGCCUUCAGGACGGGCACCAGCACCAGGCUGGAUGAACGAGUGUUCGCCAUGUGUCAGCUGAAGUACCAGCCGCUGGCCUACGCCAUGCUGAUGAUCCAUCCUGCUCUGUACCGUGUCGAUGAUCUGACCGACGAGGGAGCUUUGAACAUCAACGAACGGACCAUCCCACAGCCCAGAGUGCUGCAGCUGUCUGUGGAGAAGCUCGGCAGGGAGGGAGCUUUCCUCAUGGACGCUGGAACCGUGAUGUAUCUGUGGAUCGGAAGGAACUGCCAUCCCAACUUCCUCACACAAGUCCUGGGAGUUCCAAGCUACGCUGCCGUGCCUGAUAACCUGUACAUGCUCCCAGAACUGGACACCGCUGAGUCGCAGAGAACCAGAGCUUUCGUUGGCUGGCUGAGGGAUCAGAAGCCGUUCUUCCCCUCACUGCAUGUCAUCAGGGACGAGAGCCAGCUGAAAGCCAACUUUAUGCAGAACAUGAUCGAGGACCGAACGGCGUCGGCCCUGUCGUACUACGAGUUCCUUCUCCACCUCCAGCAGCAAAUCUCCAAAUAAUGCCCAGUGGGACUGUGGAGGCGAGGGAACAUUUAAGCAAGGAUGCGCAUCAGCGUAUGUGUGUGCGUAUAUAUGUAUAGGGGGUGCGUGUAUGAAUGUGUGUGUGUGUGUGGAACCGGCGAGAGGCAAACUCAAGGAUGCUUCUUGCUCCAUCUGCAGCUGUGGUUCACCGUAUCUCUGAGGAAAACCUGAGCCGAAACUGACGCAAGGCAUCGGCCGAAUCAAAUUAUGCGAUGGACAGAGCGAAGAGUCGAUCAUUAGGCACUUUUUACCCAGCUGAAAGGUGCUGGAGGAGGAAAAAAAUAGAAAAAAAGAAGCAAGAAAUCAUGAUUUAACUAUGUCAAUGAUUGAGCGAAUCAGUGUUUAUUCUCAUAGAACAAUGCUGUCUAACUGAGGUAUCGUUCAGAUACAGUACAGGAAAGCAGAAGUGUUUUUCAUUCAGAAAGCACAGUCAUCUUUACUAACACAAGUCCAACGUAUGUAUGUAUGUGUGCUUACAACUAGGUUUAUGAGGAAGGCUAGCGCUCAAAGACUGUUUUUGGGUGUCCCUUGGAGUAUUUGUAUACACCUGAGCUCUAACAACACUCUUAAUAUUGUACCUGAAGGACAGAGCGUGUGCUUUUUAUUUGACCGUCAUUAUAUUUGUGUGUUGAACAAAUCCGUAGACUCUGUUGUUAAAGGCCGAAAUUUUAACUUUGUUUGAAGGCAGAUCGGCCCCGUUGUCUUCGCUGCCUUGAAUGUGUGGAUUUGGCAGCGGAAAGUUGUUUCAUAGGUCUGACCUGUCCUUCAGAAACUCUUGUCAUCUUUUCCCUCUCUGGAUAUUUAGAACACCUCUGACGAGACCGCUGUUCUGUUUGUUUAUUUCUUUUUUUCUGAUUGUUUAAUUUAUGAGACUCCCAAUCUGAUUAAAUUCUAUAAUUGCCUUGUAUGGGAACUCACUUUUUAUUAUUAAACCUCUGUUUAAAUACAGACUCUAUAUAUGAAAUAUUUUAAUAUAAUAGGAUAUGGGAAAUUCUUUAACACAGACAUAACAAAGCCAUUGUGAUCUUUUAUUCAUGCUUAUUGAUACUUGUAUAUUGAAAAGACUGCAUUGUGUAAAGGUAAAGAAAUGCUGAUGAUUUUAGUAUAAACAAUAAGGUGAAAUGACGCUAAGAAAAUAAAAUGUUUGGGACUUUUUAAAUGUAGUUUGUGUUUUGGUGGAUGAACAGUGUUUAUUCUGUGAAGGCUACGAAACAGAAUAUGGACCAACGUCAUCGAGAUUUCUCUUUGAAACAAGGUUUUUGAUUUGGUCUGAUUUCAUACAGUUUGUAAUCUAUGUACUAUAUCAGAAAAAAGAUGUAUUUAGGAACAGACAAAUAUGUUUUAGUCUUCAUGCACAAAAUUGUCUUUCAUAAAAAAAAAUGAUGAAAACAAAAA
This is a messenger RNA of Stegastes partitus (bicolor damselfish), 3954 nucleotides long. RefSeq names its product protein transport protein Sec24A-like. Gene Ontology annotation, molecular function: zinc ion binding; SNARE binding. Gene Ontology annotation, cellular component: endoplasmic reticulum exit site; COPII vesicle coat. The transcript has 19 exons. NCBI's taxonomy places the organism in Eukaryota, Metazoa, Chordata, Actinopteri, Pomacentridae. Gene Ontology annotation, biological process: endoplasmic reticulum to Golgi vesicle-mediated transport; COPII-coated vesicle cargo loading; intracellular protein transport. The record is from RefSeq and is a predicted model, not a curated record. Bases 1 to 2538 code for a protein of 845 amino acids.